Molecule: messenger RNA, 606 nt
Organism: Procambarus clarkii (red swamp crayfish)
Lineage: Eukaryota; Metazoa; Arthropoda; Malacostraca; Decapoda; Cambaridae
Source: RefSeq, a predicted model, not a curated record
AUGUAUGAGAAAGAGAGGGAACGGGAUGCAGGAGACACCCAAGCUGCGACCAUGAUCAAAGAUGAACCUCUACAUGGGAUGGGUGGAAUGAGGACGGGUUGCCUGGCCGGGAGAACCAGGCCGGGAGAACCUGGCCGGGAGAACCAGGCCGGGAGAACCUGGCCGGGAGAACCUGGCCGGGAGAACCAGGCCGGGAGAACCAGGCCGGGAGAACCUGGCCGGGAGAACCAGGCCGGGAGAACCUGGCCGGGAGAACCUGGCCGGGAGAACCUGGCCGGGAGAACCUGGCCGGGAGAACCAGGCCGGGAGAACCUGGCCGGGAGAACCAGGCCGGGAGAACCUGGCCGGGAGAACCUGGCCGGAGAACCAGGCCGGGAGAACCUGGCCGGGAGAACCAGGCCGGGAGAACCUGGCCGGGAGAACCUGACCGGGAGAACCAGGCCGGGAGAACCUGGCCGGGAGAACCUGGUCGGGAGAACCUGGCCGGGAGAACCUGGCCGGGAGAACCAGGCCGGGAGAACCAGGCCGGGAGAACCAGGCCGGGGGGAACGGUCCUGCUCUCCUCCUGCCCCUUCAACAGGUGAGGGGCAUGAGGGGAGCAGGUGA